AUGCCCGUACCCACGAUAUUCUACCUCUUCGAACAUGGCCCGCCGCAAUGGCUUCGAGACCGGGCCGUGCCCAUCACCAUCGCCAUCGCCGUGCUGACUCUGCUUUACCUCGUCAAACGCUACACCUCCGGCGCCACCUACGAAACCAACAAGCCGAUGCACGGCAAGGUCGUCAUGAUGACGGGCGCGACAUCGGGCGUCGGCGCCGAGGUAGCCUUUGACCUCGCGCAGCGCGGCGCCCAGCUCGUCCUGCUCACGCACGCGCCCACGUCCGACCCCUUCCUCGCCGACUACGUCCAGGAGCUUCGCGACCGCACCUCGAACCAGCUCAUUUACGCCGAGCACGUCGACCUUGCGAGCCUCCACAGCGUCCGCAAGUUUGCCACCGCGUGGAUUGACAACGCGCCCCCGCGGCGCCUCGACAUGGUCAUCCUGUGCGCCUCGACUAUGACGCCGCCCGGUGGCGCCCGGCGCGAGGUCCCCGGCGGCGGCGUCGAGGAGACGUGGAUGGUCAACUACCUGGCCAACUUCCACCUGUUGGGGAUACUUAGCCCCGCAAUCCGCGCGCAGCCGUUCGACCGCGAGGUCCGCGUCGUCAUCGCCACCUGCUCGUCGUACAUUGGCGCGCCGUCGUUGCGCGGCGAGAUGACGGCCGAGACGUGGACGCCGUCGCGCGCCUACGGGCGCAGCAAGCUCGCGCUCACCGUCUUCGGCCUCGCGUACCAGAAGCACCUCGACGCCUACAAGCGCCCGGACGAGAUGCCCAUGACGGCGCGCGUCGUCUUCGCCGAUCCGGGCCUGUGCCGCACGCCCGGCACGCUGCGGUGGCUGAGCCGCGGGACCAUCACCGGGCUGGCGCUCUACGCGCUGGGGUACCUUGUCCCGUGGCUGCUGCUCAAGUCGGCGCGGGGCGGCGCUCAGUCGAUCCUCUACGCGGCGAUGGAGUCGGGCCUGACGCGCAAGACGGGCGGCCGCCUGAUCAAGGAGUGCCACGAGGUGGACUUUGCGCGCGCCGAGGUCCGGGACGAGGAGGUGGCCAAGAAGCUGUGGGAGGAGAGCGACGCGCUGGUGGAGAGGACGGAGAAGAGGCACGCGAAGCUGCGGGCGCAGGAGAAGGCGGGCGAGGUGAGGAAGGAGGACAAGAAGAAGGAGGACGAGCAGGUCAAGGAGAUUGAGAGCCUCAUGGCGGCUGUAAAGAAGGGUAAGCAACAACAACAGCAAAAGGAAAAUGAAAAGGGCAAGGGAACGGGAACGGGAACGGGAACGGGAAAGGGAACGGGAAGGGAAGGAGAAAAGGACAAGGAAAAGAAGGGUGGCAAGGCAAGGAAACGGGUCAAAUAG
Messenger RNA from Cordyceps fumosorosea ARSEF 2679, 1341 nucleotides. RefSeq names its product short chain dehydrogenase/reductase family. The record is from RefSeq and is a predicted model, not a curated record. The transcript has a single exon. Bases 1 to 1341 code for a protein of 446 amino acids. Lineage: Eukaryota; Fungi; Ascomycota; Sordariomycetes; Hypocreales; Cordycipitaceae.